This is a messenger RNA of Onthophagus taurus, 1067 nucleotides long. NCBI's taxonomy places the organism in Eukaryota, Metazoa, Arthropoda, Insecta, Coleoptera, Scarabaeidae. The record is from RefSeq and is a predicted model, not a curated record.
GAACCGGAUUUUUGACGGCAGACAUGUUAUACUUGUAGUUGUAUAAGUGUUUUAAAGGCAGCUCUGUAUAUGGUAUGUGUUAUGUUACAGCCAAAGGAAUAGACAUCGACGUCAUUGCAGAACUCACUACCAACGAUAUUGAUCAUUUAAUUUCUGCAGAACAAUUCGGUCUACGAAUUAAAUUUAGAAAAAAACUUUUUGUGUGGAAACAACUCAACGGAUUAACAACACCCCUGGCAAGUACAAUUACUGCAUCGAAUUCAUCAUCAUCAACAGUAAAUAAUUGGAUAAAUGCUAAUAUAAUAGAUACAGAUGAAAAUGGUAAUCCUGAAAAUCAACGGAUCUUUAAGUUAGAAAAUCUCUUAUUAAAAUCGGUAAGUGGUCAGUUAAUUUUAUCAGAAUAUAAAGAUAGUGGAUUAAGUUCGAAAAAUCGAAAUAUCCUUACCACGAUAAUCGUGGAGGAUUGGUUAGCCAGUGACAUAUCUGUAGAUCGCCAAUUGUGCCAAAAUGUUGCAAAGGAAAUAAAAAACCUAUUCCCAUUAGAAUAUGAGGUAACGUAUUUGGGUACCAAAAAACAACGGGGAAAACUAAUAGAAAAAUAUUAUUCCCUUCGAAAGAAGUAUAAGCAUUCACUUUCUAUCGGACAGAAAAGAAAAAUAGGAAACGUUACUGAUGCCUCUAACGAAGCAGAUAUUGUUGAAGAGAUGUUUGACAUAAAUACAUUUAGCGAUUAUGAAUGGUUAAAAAACAACUACUCCCCAAACGAUAUAGUGUUUGAAAAGUGGAAAAGCACGUUUAAUGUUCGACAAAAAGACGUUCGUGACAAAUCAAUAGAUGUUUUUACAAAAUGGCCUAUUUUAAAACAAAACAUUGCUGUAGCACUGAUUGAAUUAGAUUUUGAAAAAUUGCAUCCAAAGCGAAACACACUAUUAUUUUCCAAGUGGACGAUAUUUGAAGCCCUUAUAAAAAAUAUAUACCAUAGAGAUAUAAAAGAUAAAAAAUCUCGCACACUUUUCAAUUUAUUACAGUCAUCUAACUUAAAUGAAGGUUUGUUUUGUAUUUUUUGA